UUUCAGUCAUAGAAAAAUAAAACAUGAAAUAACCCCAUAAUAUACAUUGCAAAUAAGUAAGGAAAACCAAUGGCCUUCAACCAUAGCAACAAGCCUGCAAGUAUUGCAUAAAGACUUGAAACACCUACAAAUCCAUCUUAAUCAAAUACAUAAAAAUUUCAGUUUCACACCAAUCUGAUGACUCCCUCUCCUGGAAUGAAGCACACCUUUCUAAGCCCCUCCCUGUUUACAGACUGUUUACCUCAGACGUUAGGCACACCCUCUCUUAUCACAGUCAUGUGAUAAGUGGAAAAACAGGAAUUUUCCACAUGCUUCGGAUCAGUGUCUCUAUAUAAAAGAGACAAGAACAGCUUUUAUCUUGGGAGAAGUUAUUUACAUUGAGGAGACAUGGCGCAGCGAACGAUUCAGCUGGAUCAAGAAAAACUGAGCUGUUCCAUCUGUCUGCAACUUUUAAAGCAUCCAGUCACUAUUCCCUGUGGGCACAGCUACUGCAUGGACUGUAUCAAAAACUACUGGGAUGAGAAGAAAACACACAGCUGCCCUCAGUGCAGAGAGAUUUUCACACGGCGGCCUGUCCUGGUGAAGAACACCAUGUUAGCUGAGUUAGUGGAGGACCUAAAGAAAGCAGAACAUCAGACAGCUUCAUCUGAUCAUGCCUAUGCUGGACCUGGAGAUGUGUCCUGUUCUGGGAGGAAGCGGAAAGCCUCCGAGUCCUGCCUGGUGUGUAUGGCCUCUAACUGUGAGCAUCACCUCCAGCCUCACUACAACGUAGCUCCAAUAAAGAGACACAAGAUCAUUAAAGCCACUUCAAAGCUUCGGGAGAACAUCUGCCCUCGCCAUGAUGAGGAGAUGAAGAUCUUCUGCCGCACUGAUCAGCAGUGUAUCUGUUGUCUCUGCUUAAUGGAUGAACACAAAGACCAUGACACAGUGUCAGCUGCAGCGGAAAGAGCUGAGAAGCAGAAAAGGUUUGGAAGAAAUCGACAAAAAUUUCUUCAAAGAAUUCAGGAAAGAGAGAAAGAUGUGAAGAUGCUUCAUCGAAGAGGGGAGGCAAUCAAUCUUUCUGCUGAUAAAGCUUUCAGAGAAUGUGAUAAGGCUUUCAAAGAUUUGAUCAGUCUCAUUGAGAAAAAAAGCUCUGAAGGGAAGCAGAAGAUCAGAUCCAAACAAAAUGCUGAACAGAACAGAGUCAAAGAGCUUCAGGAGAAAAUAGAGCAGGAGAUCAGAGAUCUGAGGAGGAGAGACACUGAACUGCAGCAGCUCUCACUGACUGAGGAUCACCUCCAUUUUCUGAAAAACUACUCCUCACUGUCACAUCUGAGUGCAUCUACAAACGUACCCACCUACAACAAUGUUACUCUGCAGUACUUUGAGGAUGUGACUGCAUCUGUGUCACGGACCAGAGAUAAAGUGAAGGCUCUUCUCAGUGAGGAAUGGCCAAAAAUCUCAGUUGGAAUGACCAAAGCAGAUAUUUUACUGCCUCAAGGAGAACCCAAAACCAGAGACGACUUUUUGAAAUAUUCUUGUCAGAUCACUCUCGAUCCAAAUACAGCACACACACUGUUGUCACUGAGUGACAGCAACAGAAAAGUAACACUGAUGAGUAGAAACCAGUCAUAUCCGAGUCAUCCAGACAAAUUCCUUGAAUGGUGGCAGGUCCUGAGCAGAGAGGGUCUGACUGGACGCUGUUACUGGGAGGUGAAGUGCAACGGGAUGGUUGGAGUAGCUGUUGCAUACAAGGAUAUCGGCCGUAGAGGGACCAGAGAGGAAUGUGGAUUUGGAUUGAAUGAGAAAUCCUGGGCGUUAACACUUUCAGACAGCGGUUAUGAAUUCAAACACAACAACAUUCCCACUCCCAUCCCAGGCCCUCAGUCCUCCAGAAUAGGAGUAUAUUUGGAUCACAGGGCAGGAACUCUUUCUUUCUACAGCAUCACUGAGACCGUGAAUCUCCUCCACAGAGUCCAGACCAGGUUCACUCAGUCUCUCUAUGUUGGACUUCGGCUUCCACAAAGUGCUGGACACACUGCUGAGGUGUGUGAGCUCAAGAAGGGAAUAAACAUAAAAUAGUGAAAUUUGAUGCCAUGUGCUACUUGUUGAAAUGUGUUUAUCUAUCCUGCACCUGUUAAAGAUGAAUGUUUAUGGAUAUGAGAAUAACAUUUAAUUUCUUUGAUUGUCUUGUUUUCAAUAGCUAUUUGGGUAAAACGGUUUAUUUGGCAAAUCAACAUUCAUUUCUUAUAUAGUUUAUAUUUAACCACUGUUUUGUUGUAACAUUAGCAGAAAAAACUCACAUAAAUAUAAAUUCAUAUGAAAAUAACUUCAGUGUAUUUAAAAUUACAGAGAAAAAUAAUUAUGUAUCAGAUAAGUUGAAAUCAGGGUUAUUAUGGUGUUUGCAUUUUUAAUGUACUUUUUAUUUCUACAUUUAAGUUGGUGGAAAAUGAUUGUAAAAUGUUUAAUUUCGGUUAUGUUUUCAUGAACUUUUUUUAUUUACUGUUGUUUGUGAAAUAAAGUGAGCAAUGUACACUAAAGUUUC
Messenger RNA from Oreochromis niloticus (Nile tilapia), 2524 nucleotides. RefSeq names its product tripartite motif-containing protein 16. The transcript has a single exon. The record is from RefSeq and is a predicted model, not a curated record. NCBI's taxonomy places the organism in Eukaryota, Metazoa, Chordata, Actinopteri, Cichliformes, Cichlidae. Bases 388 to 2061 code for a protein of 557 amino acids. Gene Ontology annotation, molecular function: protein binding; zinc ion binding.